AAAAUGAGUACCCAAUGAUCGUCUGUCAAGAACGCGAAGCCUCCAAUUAAUCGAGUGAAAAUCAAUAAUAGACUACAUGAAGCGAAGAACCAGUCUAAAACUCUCGAAAGUACUAAGAGCCUUAGUGGAAUCAGUGAGGUCCCUUCUGUUCAGGUAUCCAAAGUUCUUAAGAGAACGAACAAAUAGACAGUUUAUUCUUGACUGAACAAAUGUGAAAAAAUCAAGAAUCCCUGAAUAUUAUGAUUUCAGAGCAGAGCUUAUUUAAAAAGAACGAGAAGCGACUAAGAAAAUUAAAAUAAGUUUCAUAAGAUAAAAAUACUAAAACCAGGGAAAAUACGCAAACAAGGAAAACUUGUGUCUGGAUUUCAGGCACAGAAGAGGCGCACAAAGUCUUCAAAUGAGGAUUCUCUUGCAAUGACUCAUAAUGCGUCUAAAAUUAUUGAAGAUCAUAUGAAAACUCAGAAGGGAGAGCAGAAUGAUAGUUCCAGAACCUUAAUUUACUACCCAAAUUUGAAUUUGAAAAUGGAGGAAAAGAAGAACCGGUGAAUGUCUGCUGCAAAGAGAUUUCCCAAGCUGUCAUAUAACCAGAAGGAUCCCAUAAAAGUUAGUCUUUCUGAAAGGAUAGGAAAUUCAUGAGAAGACAACAAAAGGAUGACUCAUGAACAGCUAAUGGAAGUGCUAAAAAUGAGCAAAAAUAGAUGAAAUAAAAUUAGAACUCCAGGUUUGGAUAAUAGAGACCCGUCGGUCUCAGGAGGCUCUCUUCUUAGCCAUCACAAAUCGGAAUGAGAGAAGGAUAAAAAUGAGCUAGAGAAAGAUGAUAAGAAGGAUCAGGAAAAAUUCAAUAGAAUAAAGUCUGCUCAUUGCAAGACGAGCAAUUCACCUCUUGAUUUAAAAAAUCAACAAAGAAACAAAGGCCUUUCAGGCAUUCCUGAAACUUCUAAGCAGCUUCCUCCUUUAUUGAAUCUACCUCUCAGUAGGAAGACAUUUUCCUUAUGUUGUGAGCCUCCAGGAAGCAGAUUAAGUGUGCUACAAAACCUGAAGGCUUUUGUAUUAAAGCAGAAAACGAUCAAAAGUUCUAAAAAUGAAGAAUACUGUGAUAAUGACAUUUUUUAAAGAAAAUUACAUUCCUAGUGUGCAUCCUGACACUUGUGAGAUCAUCUGAGCCUUAGACUCUCUGAUCUAUUGAAGAGAUGUAGACUUGGUAUUUGUAGUUAUCAUGAAUGUAACAUCAGAUAAGGAAAGCAUUAAAUAAUCCAGAUCAACAGAAGAGAUUAAUGUAAAAUCUUUAAAUAUCAGUCUACCUUAAAUUCACCCCUCUCUCUACUAUC
This is a messenger RNA of Moneuplotes crassus, 1328 nucleotides long. NCBI's taxonomy places the organism in Eukaryota, Ciliophora, Spirotrichea, Euplotida, Euplotidae. The record is from the annotation of a GenBank genome assembly.